UUCCUCCCCCCCUCCAGUCCAAAUCCAGAAGCUUCUCUCUACCUUCCAUUUCCUACUCCGAUCGUCUCUGCGGGACUUCUUUUCUGGCUUCCCAUCGAUCAGUGAGGUCGGCGCCAUGUACGAGCUCCACUCGGCGGCCACUGACGAUGCGAGGAAACCGACGGCCGUCAGGGCGAUGGAGGCCCUUGGCUGCGGCUUCGAUUUCGCCAGUGACUUCCGGUUGAAGUUCGUUAAGAGGUGCCCCGCCGGAGGAAGAUUGGUUAUUCUCGACGAGACGAAUCGGCGGGACCUUGUCGUGCCCGGCGGAGGUGCGAUCAUCCCCGAUGUAUCCGAGAAUAUUCGCUGUGAUAAGGGGGACCACGUGCGGUUCAAGUCGGACGUUCUAGAGUUUAAUCAGAUGUCAGAAUUGCUUAAUCAGAAAUCAUCAGUGCAGGCAAAAGUCCCAUCGGGCUAUCUAAAUGCAAUUUUUGACUUGAGUGGAUCAUGGCUGAAUGAUGCUUCGGAUGCCAAAUAUCUUGGCUUUGAUGGUUAUUUUGUGUCAUUAUAUUAUUUGCACUUGACCACAGCUCCACUACUACUUCAAGACCAAGUGAAAAAUGAUGUUCCACCGCAUUGGGACCCAUCAUUGUUAUCUAGAUUCAUUCAGACUUAUGGGACACACAUAAUUGUGGGGAUGGGCAUUGGAGGCCAGGAUUUACUCUGUGUUAAACAGAAACCAUCUUCAUCUAUUCCACCUGCUGAACUCAAAGGAUAUUUGGAUGAUCUUGGUGAUUGUCUAUUCUCUGAUGGAACAAGUUCUCUGCCAGAGACAAGUAGAAGAGAUGGUAAAAUAAAGGUACCUGAGGUAUUUAGCCGCAUGUUGCAGUCACAUACAAUGCAAUUCACUAGCAUCACUGAAACAUCUAGCAAAGAUGGUCUCACAAUUAUAUGGUCAAAACGAGGAGGUGAUGUAUUUGCUCAAAGCCAUUUGAAAUGGCUCCAGACCCUGGCUGCUAACCCAGAAGGAAUUCUCUUCAAACUUGUCCCAAUUACUUCUCUGCUUGCUGGAAUUCCUGGGAGCGGAUACCUCAGUCAUGCAAUAAACUUGUACCUUCGUUGUAAGCCUUACAAAGUAUUCUACAUUUCUUUGAAUUUACACACUCAUGCCUUUUUUUAUAUGUUGUCUGCUCUGCUCUAGUUUUCACACACUAUUUUUCCAAUCAAAUACCUGCCACAUGCUAUUGCUUGAUUAUCAAGAACAUUGGCCAACUAAUGUUGAGUCUGAUGUCUCUUAACUAAUGACCAACCAUACUUGAAUACACAUUUAGGGCCCUUUUGGUGAGUGCAACAGGGUUAAGAUGAUAUGAGUUCUGGAAUACAACAUUACCCCAGUGCCUCAAAGGUUCCCGCCCAUUGCGGGGUAAGGGGGGGGGGGGUCGGAUGUAUGCAGCCUGACCCCUAUGUUGUUAUAUAUAACCUAGAGCGGCUGUUUCCAGAUGACCCAUGGUGAGCGUCGAAAGUUGCAUUGACUAACUAUCACUCCACUAUCAAAAGAAGCACAAAUAGUUCAAGAGUCAUUUUGCUUUAUUCAUCUUACUCCAAAGCCAAAUAAUAGUGAAUAUUUGGCUCCACCAGAGAAGAUGGAAGAAUAUGAGUUCUGAAAUAUGGAUGAAAAAAUAUGAGUCUGGAAAUCUUAAAAGAAAGUGUUUGGAGAGAUCUUAAAUCUGAUGUGGUUGUUAGUGACAGGCAGGGGGUGGCCAGGGUAGCCAGCAGGCAGUAGGUAGCCCUGGAGGCAGGUGGCUGAUGACAGUGGGUGGCCGGCAGCAGGUGGCUAUCUGUAUCUGUGGUGGCUGGCCGUUGAGGGAUAUCAAAACCCCGGAUUGAUAUCUCCUAAUAUCGCGAGAUAUCAAAACCCCUCAUUUGAGAGGGUUGUGACAUUGAAAGAUAUCAAAUCAGAACCCCUUUUAGGCUUCACCAAACACCAUGCAAGGUUGAUAUAUACCCAUAUCUCCUGCCCUCACCAAAUGGGCCCUUAGUGGUUAACAUUGGUCUAUGCUAUCACAAAGUGAUUCAAGAUCGCCCCCAGGGCAUAGCUAGCGGCGAACACCCAGAGUGGUGUUACACCUGCCAAGCUGACAGUCUGCGGAGUGGGGAGUUCGAUUCCCAGGAAAGGCUGUGGAAUUGGCUCCCUCGUAGGUGAGAUCAGUGCGCAAACUCUGGGACCAGACCUGACGGUCUAAAAAAUCCCGCAAUUUUCCUCCCCUACCAUCCCCGAGGGCACGGGCACUGGGGACCCGUGGGGUGGGGGUUCCACCCCCAAAAAGUGAUUGAGGAUCAGAAAAAGGCUACAGUCCCGGCUGGUCCAGACUAGGACUGUGUCUGCCCUAGGCUCAUGCUUUAUGAUGCUUUAU
Cuscuta campestris is the source of this 2390-nucleotide messenger RNA. Lineage: Eukaryota; Viridiplantae; Streptophyta; Magnoliopsida; Solanales; Convolvulaceae. The record is from the annotation of a GenBank genome assembly.